Trematomus bernacchii (emerald rockcod) is the source of this 4160-nucleotide messenger RNA. RefSeq names its product matrix metallopeptidase 24 (gene mmp24). The record is from RefSeq and is a predicted model, not a curated record. Lineage: Eukaryota; Metazoa; Chordata; Actinopteri; Perciformes; Nototheniidae. Gene Ontology annotation, molecular function: metalloendopeptidase activity; zinc ion binding. Gene Ontology annotation, cellular component: extracellular matrix. Gene Ontology annotation, biological process: extracellular matrix organization; proteolysis; collagen catabolic process.
GCGAGGCAGAGGAGGAGGAAAGCGGGGCUCGCGGGAUUGUGCUGGAAAACAUGCUAUUUCCCCAUCCUGUUCUGGGUCGUUACCGUGUGCGGGGAGGAGAAGACGCUCAUAGUGGAGACGUGGCUGAAGAACUACGGCUACCUGCUGCCUCACGACCUCCGAACCUCCGACCUGCGGCAGGAGAAAGCCAUGCAGUCAGCUGUGGCCGCCAUGCAGCGCUUCUACGGGAUUCCUGUGACGGGAAUACUGGACGAGACUACAAUAGAGUGGAUGAGGAGACCUCGCUGUGGCGUUCCAGAUCAUCCUCACACCACCCGCCGGCAGAGGAAUAAACGCUACGCUCUGACGGGGCAGAAAUGGAGAGACAAAAAGAUCUCCUACAGCAUAUCUAACUUCACCCCUAAAGUGGGAGAGAAAGACACACAGAGGGCGAUCCGACAAGCCUUCAACGUCUGGCAGACGGUCACCCCGCUCUCCUUCCAGGAGGUGCCGUACUCGGAGAUCAAGAACGACGGAAAGGAGGCGGACAUCAUGAUCUUCUUCGCCUCCGGUUUCCACGGCGACAGCUCUCCGUUUGACGGGGAGGGGGGUUUCCUCGCCCACGCCUACUUCCCCGGCGCCGGCAUCGGGGGGGACACACACUUCGACUCUGAUGAACCCUGGACGCUGGGCAACGCCAACCACGACGGUAAUGACUUGUUCCUGGUGGCGGUGCACGAGUUGGGUCAUGCGUUGGGUUUGGAGCACUCCAACGACCCCAGUGCCAUCAUGGCUCCGUUCUACCAGUACAUGGACACGCACAACUUCAAACUGCCUCUGGACGACCUGCAGGGCAUCCAGAAGAUCUACGGUAUCCCCACAGCCAUGCUGGAGCCCACCCGCCCGCUGCCCACUCUGCCUUCCCGACGGACGCACUCCACCUCCAAACACGACCGCUCCCGCCCGGCGCGUCCGCCCGGCGACCGGCCCGCGCUGCCCGGCAACGGGAAACCCAACAUCUGCGAUGGAAACUUCAACACCGUGGCAUUCUUCAGGAGGGAGAUGUUCGUGUUCAAGGACCGCUGGUUCUGGCGCCUGCGGAACAACAAGGUGCAGGAGGGCUACCCGAUGCAGAUCGAUCAGUUCUGGAAGGGCCUGCCGCCUCGCAUCGACGCCGCCUACGAGAGAUCAGACGGGAAGUUCGUCUUCUUCAAAGGAGAUAAGUUCUGGGUGUUCAAGGAGGUGACGGUGGAGCCCGGGUUCCCCCACAGCCUGGUGGAGCUGGGCAGCUGCCUCCCAAAGGACGGCAUCGACACGGCGCUGCGCUGGGAGCCCGUCGGGAAAACAUACUUCUUCAAAGGAGAGCAGUACUGGCGCUACAACGAGGAGAAGAACACGGCGGACCCCGGGUACCCCAAGUCCAUCACCGUGUGGAAGGGGGUCCCUGACGCACCGCAGGGGGCCUUCAUCAGCCGCGAGGGAUACUACACCUACUUCUACAAGGGGAAGGAGUACUGGAAGUUCGACAACCAGAAGCUGACGGUGGAGCCCGGAUACCCGAAGUCCAUCCUGCGAGACUGGAUGGGCUGCGAUCAGUCGGACAUGGAGCGCUCUGGCAGCAAAGGGAACCGUGGAGACCGCCAUCUGCCGCUCGACGACGUGGACAUCAUGGUGACCAUCAACGACGUCCCGACGACGGUCAACGCCAUCGCCGUCGUGAUCCCGUGCAUCCUGUCGCUGUGCAUCCUGGUGCUGGUGUACACCAUAUUUCAGUUCAAAAACAAAGGAGUGCAGCAGAGCACCAUUACGCAGCACUACUACAAAUACCCUGUUCAGGAGUGGGUAUGACAGGCAACACUGCUUUGAAGAGGUCAUGGAUUAAAGACGACGGUUGGCUAGCUAAUGUUGGCUUUAGGCCAGGAUUGCUAGCAACAAAAACAAUGGAAAGUCAACGCUGAAAGACGCUAAUUGUGCUAGCUUGUGAUGAACAGGCGGACACUGAAAAUGCGUGUAGGUUUAGACAUUUGAUCAGUCUUAGAGAGAAGUUCGUGCCUGUCUUGUGACACAAGUGUAAAGCGGCAAGUUGUCCGAUUAUGACUUUUUCCCGUUCCUCAGCGGGGAGGGAUAGCAAUGGCUAGGAUAAGCGAGCGAAGUCCACGAAGACUCCUGGAGGAUCUGAUUGGAUAAGGGCAGGAAACACACCUCUCUUUAAGUGAAACGGGGUCUCAUCAGCGACACUGAACUUUGACCUGAAACACAACUCUCCUGAACGAGGAUUCGGGGCGGAAAGAAUACGCUCCUUAAAGCCACCUCCAAGUUUGUUCUAACAACAACUUGUACACGGGAACUACUUCAACGUAACGACAAGAAAAUAAAGAAUAAAAUAUCAAACUUGAAGAAAACAUGUAGGUAGAAAGGCCAUAUAAAAAAAACAAGGAUCUCUUUAAUUGAAUUUGUAUUUAUAGUUGUAUGGACCUGCAACAUUUGUCAAAGAGGACCUUUUUCUCUCUUCUGAAGGACUUACGGAGUUGAUAGAAAAGAUGAAUGACAUUUGAACAGCCUUAUCUCUGUCUCCAAAACAUAUGUGCGCAUAUUUAACAAGAUGAACGCAAACCAGGGCUCGUAUUUAUCAAACUUAUAAGUGACUUAAGAAACAAAAGAAUAUUCCUUUUCAUUUACUUCUAAUAACAAACUUCAAAAAUAAAAGUGCCAGAUGUUUUUAGUGAUUGUUCAAAAAUACAACUUUGUAUUAUUCUGUGUGUGCAUGGAUUGGAUAUUAAUGCAUAAGGCAGGUGUACAAACAACAACAAUAACAAAACAAAUUGUAUUUAUUUUGUAUCUUACAUCUUUAACUUACUUUUUCAACCAGCAGGAGAAUUUUGGAAUUAGUUGUUUUUUUACCAUUUAAGCCAAUUUCCUAAUAAUUGAUCUCUUUUGACACUUCAAACAUAUUAAAAUGCUUGUUUACAGAUUGUUAUAUAUUUUAUUAAUUGAUACGUGUGAUUUUGGACUUUUAAAUCACACAUUUUGCACUUACUAUUAAAGCAAUUUUCUAAUAAAUGAACAAUAUGACAUAUGUAGGGUUACACCUUCAGUCUUACAUGUAGUCAAGCGUCCCUUAUGUUACACGUUGCUACGUGAUAAAUGUCUCUCACUUCAAAUAUCUUUUUUAAUCUGAGUUUUAAGUGUAAUUCUUAGAGGUUUGGUAAAUACGGGCCCUGACAGCGACAGUAGGUAUUUUGAUCGUGGUAUUUCUCUCUGCUCCUCUACAUGUGAGUGGAUUAGAGAUUUGCAAAAAAAGGAGGGAAUCGAGAAGGGGGGGUGCACAGAGGAUACAUAUAUCUGUAUUAGUAUGCAGUCUGCAGCAAGGAGACGUCGACCAAGCUUAAUGAAGUACUUCUGUUCCCAAAGCUCUGACAGGGGCUUCUCGUCCUCCUCAUCCUCCCUCCGUCUCUUCUCACCGUCCAUCUGGCUUCCCCUCUAUCUUUGUCCCACGCUAUGAUUUAAUAAGUGCUUUAAUUGUUUGUUGAAACUAAGGAGCUUCUAAUUUGUCUCCAGUUUUCAUCAAAAAGUGCCAAAAUGUCUAGUUUUGCCUCUCAGAAGGAUUUGUUGACACUUUUUAAACACGCCUUGUUUUAUUUCUGUACUUAGGAUCAUUAGAUAUGUUUAAAUGGAGCAUGAUGUUUAAAAGGUGCUGGAGGUUUCUGUGAGCAGGGAAGUUAAUGUACUUCAAUAGGGUAACAUUUGGAGAAGCGAUGUGAACUAAGACAAUGUAAUGCUGACAUGGUGACAUGGAGGCAUGGUUACAAUCCCAAUUACAAAAAGACUUCAUUUAAGAUUUGAUAAAACAGAUUGAAUACUCUCAUGUUUUGGGAUGUGAGAAAGUUGCCAUGUUCAACUUUGAUGAAAGGAUUUAUGGUGGUGAAGAGAUGAGGUUUUUUGUCUGUAGGGCAGACCAGAAUUGAGCUAACCAAGGGUUCCCUCCACAAAAAACCAAUGGGAUUUUUGAUUAUUUCAGAAAAUAGCGAAGCAUUUUAUUUAUAGCUACACAUGUUCUAGAACAGCAGCACUGCAGCUCUAACUUAUUUUAAUACACAAGCUGCUCAUUUAAAUGUCAUUAACUCCAUUGUGACUCAUAACGGUUCAUUUAGAGGCCAGUCGGAUACCCAGAGGGCUUCUGG